This is a messenger RNA of Paramecium sonneborni, 380 nucleotides long. Lineage: Eukaryota; Ciliophora; Oligohymenophorea; Peniculida; Parameciidae. The record is from the annotation of a GenBank genome assembly.
AUGACACUUAAAUAAAUGUAGCUGUAUUCACAAAAAAUAAUUUAUUGUUAGUUGUUAUGCAAUUCGAUUAGUACUCUCAUUUUCAAUGUAAUUAUUGCCUGCAUUUUUAAAAUUUUGGAAGAAAGUGAAAGAAUUAAAUCUUGUGUAAUAAUUAAAUAUUAAUUUUUAGAUAAAUAAAAGUUAAGAUUAAUCAAAAUUUUAAAAGAAUAGUAAUAAGUGUGGUGUAAGUAAUUCUUUUAAGGUUUAUUGCUAUAUUUAUUCCAUAAUUUGCAGUUUGUCAUUGGUUAGAGGAUUCUCUGGAAGCUCUCUUGAAUUCUAUUUUCCAUUAAUGAAUGAGAGGAAAAUUUUCUAUGAAAGCUAACAAGCAGGAUAUAGGUGAG